AUGUUCAUCUUUCACCCGAACGUCGUUCGCGCAGCGCUAGCUGCGAAACUCACCCUGGGCUUCUUUCUAACUAGCCUGCUGGUCACCGUCAAUGAUUUCCGGGAGCAACUAUCGUGCUGGGCUCCUCUUUUGUACACGAUUCUUGUGGGUCCUCUGAGCGAGUUCAGCUACACGGGUGCCAUUCAACGCACAGUAUCGGGGUUGUUGUACGGUUCGCUUCUGGGUACGGCUUGUGCUGCUGUGGUGUUUUUCUUGGCACGCUAUUAUGUAUGGCUGCGCGUUAUCUGCAUCUUUGUUAUUUUCAUACCUAUAAGUAUACUUCGUCUGAGCGAUCAGCAUGCGCUGUUCUCAAUCUUCACCGCAGUCGCGCUUGGUCUCGUGCUCAAUGCUGCCCUGGUGUCGCAAGCACUCGAAUCCGACACGUCUACAGCGAGCAACAUUGGGCGCUCUCUCGCGGAGACAACUUCCUCGGUGCAGUCGCUUAUGCGACAGUUUUGCAUUUCUGCCUCAGUGGCAUAUGUUGUUGGCGUUUUUAUUGGCGUCGUUGUGUUACCAGUGCCGGCUUCAGCUGCUUUGCGGGAUAGACUUGAACGCGUCCUCCAGGAGCUGGGUAAGCAAGCGAGCGCGCUAGCUAGCGAGCUCUUUGGAUUGGUAGCACAGGCCGAGGGCGCAUGGCGAGAGAUCCAGCGGCAUAGCAAGAAAACAUCUGGAGAAGCCGCCUCCACAGAAGAGUUGCAGGAUUCUGACGGCAUGUUAUCGGCAACGACGACGACGAUGGCAACCAGCGCGCAGUCGCCGCUGUCCGGCCUGAGGGGGAAUGGGAAGCGCGUUGAACAAUGUUUCAGCGUUGACUUUACUUUUUUAGACGAAGAAGACUAUGCGGCACUUCACGAGGAGGGCGCUCUCUUCCUACAAGAGCAGGUUUGGGAACUGCAGUCACUUGUCGGAUUCGCUUAUCGAGAAUGGACCUUUCCGGAAGUUACAUGCGAUCUUUCGAUCACGGCAUGGGCACGGAUGAUUCUUGCUGUUCGAGAGAUCGUCUCGCGUCUUGCGGGUGUUGAAUGCAUCCUCAGCGAAAGACGCCGACGAUCUGGGUACAGUAUGGGUCUGGCGCUGGAUCAGCUCUUUCGGCAGUCACUCGUUGAUGUGAUGCGCAUGUGGGCCAUCAUCUCUGCGAGCUGUUAUCAGUUAUCGGGAAUGCUUGCAGACUCACAUUGGCGAUGGUAUCGUUGGACCGCGCAACGGCACCUGGGGAAGCGCUCCCGCCAUCGAGCAUUCUCUGUGUUGAAAACGCUGCUCGAAACGAAGAGCCUUAUGCGUAUUCGACAAAGCGCGCUCGCUAGUGGGCUUGUCGGCUACGAAAAGUACUGGCAGCAAAUGAUGAUGCUUUACCAGCAACAGCAGCAACACGAUCAUUGCAAUGACCGUAAUGCGUAUAAGCUUGACCGCAACGGAUCGCGCUGCACUGCGCUAUUUGCUGAAGACGUUAGCGCUGCCUGGUUCAGCGCCAUCAUGAUGCAUCGCAUUUUGGAUGCAGUGCUAGAAGCGUAUCACGCUGCAGAGGCGUUUGCGCCUCCACCAGAGACUAGUGCACUGCCUCUGUCCGGUCGGCUCCGUUCCGGUGCUGAUCGUGUUCGAACACUCUUGUUCAACCUCGUGAGCGAGUUUUUCGCAUUGCCCAUCCAGAUCGGAACGGAUGUUCUACAGCUUGGCCUUCGAUUGCGUGUUUUGCGCUGGAACGAUGUUCGGGAAAUGCUGCGCACCCAUCACUGGCAGGUUGUUUUCUUCUGGAAAUUUUUCCUGCUUUCAGCGACAACGCUCUCGGUGGUUACGAGCAUUCCAAACAAAACAGCGCUGCGGAGCGACUGGAACAUUAUUUGGCUGUACUACUCGGUAAUAAUCACAGCGAGACCCACAACGGAAUCCGCAGUAAGCAUUGGUCUCAUGCGCGUGAGCGGGACCAUCAUCGGGGCUGCUUUGGGCUUUCUGGUCAUGUUUCGACCGGUCAUUGGGACCAACGCCUACGCCGUCACCGCUCUAAGCGUUUUUGUCCUCUACAUUCUCUUCUACCUGGCGCAUUUGAAUCGCCACAAGUGGUUGCAGUACGCAUCGCGAGUCGGAGUUCUAACGUACACGCUGGUGGUGAUGUGCCAGUACCAAGGCGUCAAUUACGUCGCCCAAUGGCAGUACGCCUUGAGUCGCUGCGUCAUGACCUGUGCGGGUGUGCUGCUCGCCGUGCUUGUCGUUGCCGCCUUGUCUCCACGAAUGGCAGUGCGUGAAUCGCGCCAAACCCUGGGACAGGUCUUCCGUGCCGCGGCGGAGGCAGCACGCUCCUUUCAUGCCGUUUACGUGACCCGCGAUACUUCGACACAGUUACCCGCUAGAUUAGACCCUGCGUUUCUACUGGAACACUAUUCGAACUUUAGUUCACUGAUGCGUUCACCAUCAUUAGUGACGCUGUUGAGAGAACACGACGCUGCGGAUGAAACACGACAGCGUCGUGCUGCGCGAGCGACUACCGCCAAUGCAGCAGCAGACGCAGAAGCUACGUCCACGCAGGCACUGAAUUCUUUCAGUGACCGGGCAGCGUCGCUAUUACUCCAAAGGAUAACAACAGAUCUUAUGGUGGCACGUGCCGCUGUCCGUCCAGCGUUCGGUGGUAACACACAGUUCACAAUGUGGCGCUCAGGAUUAUUCAGUGCGCCGCAAUACAUCUUGCGCGGUAUAGACAGUUCGUGGCUGCUGUUGCUGCGUUUGGAAGUUAUUGAGGGUGUUCUCGAGCGUCCUCCGAUUUAUACGAACCGCUACACGGGAGCAGCGAUACGUUUAUUUAUUCAACCGCUCGAGUCGGAGUGGCGCGCUCUUUUCGAUGCACUGCACGCGCUCAGCGAAGCAAUUCAUGCGUACCUAUCAGCGUUUUCGCUUUGGCAUGAUCUCGGGCUCGAGCGGGCAUGCCGAUGCGGUUCCUGUUGGCGUCACGACGCAGAAGAGGUGCAUGUUGCCUCGACAGCACGUGCAGAUGCGCUUUCGGACAGGUCGUUGCCGGCGUCGCAGCAGACAACGGAGCUGGACGCAAAGGAUGUUCAGUAUGGAGGCGAGCGUCUGCGACGUGCAAUUGUGGAUGCGAGGGGCCAUGAGGAGUGGCUGGAUGCACACGUCGCCGAUGCUUUGCUGCUCUUUCGGAAGCGACGUGCACGCCUCUGGUCGAGCUUGACAAAGCGUCGCAAUCGAGUGCGACGAGUGGCGCUCUCCCGCUCCCUGAAUAAACAGGAACGCCAGGUAGUGGAUUUCGUUGGAGCCUUAUUUCUUGCGCAGGAGGAAGCUGAGCGUAUGAACUUCCCCGGCAUGGUGCCUGAGCAGGAUUCAGAUCCUGCUAUAUCCAAGCCAGCAGAUGUUGCUUCGGCAAUAGCCCGGUUAGAUUCAGCGACGGGUAGAAUGCGUGCAGUGGAAUUGCCUCCGGGCGAGCCGUCUCCAUCGAGCACCACUGCGCGAUUGGAGGCAGGCUCGCAGUUGCCAGGCCGACAGUUGCUUGAAAUGGAGGACACGGGUACUGCGUCGAAAAUCCAAUCGCUUGCGGAAUCGACGAGGCGAUCAGAAGCGCAUACAUCUGGAGGCUAUGCACCGCAGCAACGCGACGAGCGACAACGACACGACAGUGCCGUGUCGCCCAUGGAGGAAAUCGCACCACGGUAUAACAGCUCCGCAACAGCAGUAGCUGCUGCUGCUGUUGCUGUUGCAGAUGAUGAUGAUGAUGCACUCGACCAAACGACGGGGAUCGUAGAGCGCGUGCCUCGUCACGUACCGGGCGGAGAGCAUGAAGCGUUGCCGCUCUACCCAUCCACGCAUUCGGAAAUGAAACUGCGCAUAUCAAGCCUGGCGGGUUCGCGGGCAGCUGCCACCGCGGACGCUGGCCUUGGUGUUGCUGCCGAGCAUCCAACUGAUACCUCGCCCAACGCAAUCGAACAAGCAGCACAGCCGGUAAGGGAGAAGGGCGGCCGCCGUCGCCAUCGGCGCGUCCACCAUCGCAUACCCCCUGAUGAGGAGGAGUCGAUCGUGCGGGAGCUUUCACAGCUGGCGACGUACACAGAGGCGCAUCCGCUUUUCGCGUCCUCUAUUCAGAAACCAAUCCACACCUCCCAUGCGAUCGGAUUGCCGAUAGAUGAUUUUGUGCAUUUCUCGAGUUACCUUUUCGCUUUACGCGAGACACUGAAUGUGUUCGACUUUGCUGCGCGCAUGAUCGCUCGCCAGCCUGCGAUGUCGUCGCCCUGA
Cyanidioschyzon merolae strain 10D is the source of this 4269-nucleotide messenger RNA. RefSeq lists its product as hypothetical. The transcript has a single exon. Lineage: Eukaryota; Rhodophyta; Bangiophyceae; Cyanidiales; Cyanidiaceae. Bases 1 to 4269 code for a protein of 1422 amino acids. The record is from RefSeq and is a predicted model, not a curated record.